AUGGCAGUCAGCGUCGACGAUGCUAUUGACCUUGCAAUCUUUUCUUUCGUGAUUUGGAUCAGUUUUAUAUCGGUAUGUACUGGCUUGUUAGUGUUGAAAACACUGUACAACGUAUCUCCUUUACACCCACUCUGCAAGUAUCCUGGUCCGCUCCUAUGGCGAGCAUCUCGUCUACCAGCUUCAUAUCACCAUGCUCGUGGCGACCUAUACAAGUAUAUCACCGCCAUACACUCCGAUUACGGUGCUACAGUCCGAAUAGCGCCAGAUGAACUGUCAUUUACAUCUCCUGAAGCGUGGCCCCAGAUCUACAAUUCUCGACCACAGCUCCAGAAGACACAGUUCCACUUUCCACCUCAAGAUGAGGAAGCAAGACUUCCAGGAAGUAUGAUCACAGCGCCCGAUACAGAACAUGCACGACUGCGACGACUCACUGGCCCCGCUUUCCUCAACUCUAGUAUUGCAGAAGUCGAGCCUGUCCUACAGCACUACACGGACUUGCUGUGCAGCCAACUUACCGAGGCCAGUUCCGAAGGCCCUCAGAACAUGGUCGACUGGUUACUGUGGACGCUCAACGACGUUAUCGGUCAGUUGGCGCUCGACCAGGAGUUUUUGUGCUUAGAGAAGAGGCGUAUGCAUCCCUGGCCCAGCUUCCUUCUGAGCGUGCUCAAGACCACAGCUACGUUGAAUCAAUUCGUACGAUUUGGCUUUCGUAUGAAGUGGUUGGCGCCAUUGAUACCUAAAGACAAGAUGGCGGACAGGGAAAAUUUCUUCAACACAGCUACUGAUGCUGUGAACCAACGACUGGCGCGAGAGAAGGAGGAGAGUACAAACUCUGAGGCUGGCUCAAAGAAGAAUGCAAGUAUGAAGCGGCCUGAUAUCAUUGGUUUGAUGUUGAGGGAGAUGAAGGGAUGGGACAGAUUGACCGACGCCGAGAUUACUGCUAACUCAGUCCUUAUCGUCGGAGGUGGUGCAGAAACGACCAGUACCUGUCUCAGCGCAACACUUUACCAUUUGUGCAAGACACCACAAGUCAUGGCAAGACUGAGGAGUGAAAUACGAGAUACUUUUGUUUCACCAGAAGACAUCACAAUCAAGGCCGUAUCGAACAUGCCGUACCUGAAAGCCACAAUUGAUGAGUCCCUGCGCAUCUUUCCAGUCGCCAGCUUCAUCACACCUCGUGUAACACCCCCGGCAGGUCACGUCAUCGAUGGCGAAGUGAUACCAGGCGGCACUUAUGUCUCAAUGGGACAGUGGUUUAUGGGUCGAUCUGAACGAUUCUUCCACCGAGCAAAAGAGUUCAGACCCGAGAGAUGGUUAGGGCCAGAAGUCAAAGAAGAAGGACCAUAUGGUCUAUCCACGGACGAAGUCCUCAGACCCUUCAGUCUUGGUCCGAGGAAUUGUAUAGGCAAACUUCUUGCUCUCGCUGAGGCACGACUCGUCACAGCAAAGCUGUUAUGGCACUUUGAUAUGAAGCUUGAAGGAGGACAAGAUGACUGGGUAGAUAAUGCGAGGUUCUACAUCUUAUGGGAGUUACAGCCGCUGAUGAUCAAGUUCACUCCAGCGAAUAGAUCUUGA
Molecule: messenger RNA, 1575 nt
Organism: Lithohypha guttulata
Lineage: Eukaryota; Fungi; Ascomycota; Eurotiomycetes; Chaetothyriales; Trichomeriaceae
Exons: 3
Coding region: 1-1575 (524 amino acids)
Molecular function (GO): heme binding; oxidoreductase activity, acting on paired donors, with incorporation or reduction of molecular oxygen; monooxygenase activity
Source: RefSeq, a predicted model, not a curated record